Vespula vulgaris is the source of this 2219-nucleotide messenger RNA. RefSeq lists its product as uncharacterized. Gene Ontology annotation, cellular component: cytosol. The record is from RefSeq and is a predicted model, not a curated record. Bases 159 to 827 code for a protein of 222 amino acids. The transcript is spliced from 2 exons. Gene Ontology annotation, biological process: regulation of lipid biosynthetic process. Lineage: Eukaryota; Metazoa; Arthropoda; Insecta; Hymenoptera; Vespidae.
GAAGAGAUAUUAGGAAGUCCAAUCACGCACGUUUUUCUUACCUCGCGUGAAGCAACGCGUUGUGACAGUGUAGUGUAAGAGUCCGAAAAAAUCAGCUGGCCCGUCGCUUCUUCGUAGACGCAUCGUUAAAUCCACGAAAUCGAGCAUAACCCUGAACAAUGAAUUAUUCCGACAUCACGUCGAACGUCGACAGCAGCAGGACGAGUCUGCGUAGAAUCGCGCGGCACGAUGAGCCAGAGUUCAGUUGCGCGAGCAUUCUGAACAGCAUGGAAAGAUUCGUCAAGACCGUCAGCGAGAUGGAAGAAACGAUCUUGAUACCGAGAAGACUGUUGGAUCUGACCGUUGGCGAUGCUGGUGAUACGAUUCGUUUGAAAGCCGGCAAUAACGUGAAAGAAACGUUAGCCAACACGGACUUGUAUCGUUUGUAUCACAUCGUCAAUCAGAUGAAAGUCGAGUUGCUUUGGUCGAAGGAGGAUCGUGCCCAAUCUCGAGAAGAGGAAGAUGCCGAUAAGUCGGUCCUUGCUUAUCAGACGAGUACGGAAACAGCCAACAGAUUGGGACACGCUCGUUGUCCAAGCACUACCUCGAUGCAAAGCAUACAGAGCGCAUCCUCGAUCACGUCUUCUCUCUCGUCCGAUUCCGAGUCGGAAAUCGGAGUUGAAAAUGAUUCCAGUCUAGAGAACGAGGAGUGCAUCGAUCUAGCUAAUUCCAUUGCCAACAAUUUCAGACAUCAUUUACGAGGACUUCAUCGUAGUAUCAACAGGAUGACGGAUGUUGCUCAAUAUCUUGCGCUCCGAUAUCAAGUCGACGUAGAUGGCCAAAUCUGAUUUGGUAGCUGUUCUAUGUUUCGAUAAGUUUAACGACCAUUGAUCGCAUUAAGUCGUUUAUAAACUUGAAACAAGUUUAUCCUACUUUUGUCGACGCGCGAACAUUCAGAUUAUUCAAAUGCAACUUCGAGUUUAACGAUCGAGACUAAGUGAGACCACCUGACCUCAAAUUUAACUUGGGACGUCUCACUUGGUCGCACUUAGUGAGAAAUCAUAUAAGAUUUUAUUGUUGAAACUACCUAAGUAAUUACGUUGUUAUCGAUGAAUUUUAUAUAACUUGAAAAGUGCACAGGAAAUAUAGUCGGAUAGAUUUGGGCUUCUUUUCUCUGUCGUAUGUUAACUCGUUGUGAAAGUUUAUAUGGCCAAAUGGCUACGAAAAAUACGUAGUUAACGUCGAUUGGCUCUUUAGGAAAGAGUAUCGUAACGUAGAUUUUUUUUUUUUUUUUUUUUUUUUACAAAUGGUCGUUGCUAUCGAGACAUUAUUAUUUUUUAAAUUAAUGGAAUAUAUUGGGAGAUAUUGAUAAACCGUGGGAGUUCAUCGAUAUAAAUAUUUUGUGUUAAAAAUUUGCUGUUAUUAAAAAGAAACGGACGUAAAACGGGAAAAGGAAUUCUUCUUCUGGCACGAUUCGUAAUGAAAGUUCGUGUCUUGAUUAGAACAUUCGUAAACUGCUAAAAAGGAUGCAAAGUUAUUGCAUUGAAAUUAUUAUACGCGUUCCAACAUUUCUACCAAGAUUACCGGCGAGCUAAACGAACAUUCCAUAUUUACUAUAUAACAUCGUUUCAAAAUCGUCUAAUUUCACCUUGUAGCGAGCAAAAUCGAGAAUGUAGUAAAUUGAGUAAUAUGUAUUUGAAAAUUCAAUUAAAGUCCGAAUAAAUGAAGCAAAAAAUACACUAUAGGCUUUUCUAUAAUUUAGCAAAUAUGCGCAUACGACAAAACGUCAAAGUGUGCAAUUAAAUUUUAUGUACAAAAAAAACUAUAUUUUUCUUUCUAUAAAUCUCGUACAAAGUACAAUGCUGCAUUAUGGAAAGAUCGCAACUUCGACGACGGAGUCAAACGGGUUACUUUUAAAUGAAAGUACAAUGAUACAAAUUUCAAUUUUAUUACUAGUUAAUAUAAUUAACACUCAUGCGAUUUAUUGUAUCGAAGUGACAUGUAAAAUCGCACGAUCUGUUUCGACUGUAAACAAAAAUAUCAAUCAAAAUUGCGAAUGUGGUCAUGUAAAAUUAUUUAUGUAAGAAAAACUAUUGAAAUUUGACGCUUUCUUUUCUUCAGUUUCGAUAUAACCUUUUUAUUUGUGCUUGUAUUGAUGUAUUCUAUGUACAUAGAUAUGGCCUUACUGUUAUUUAUUUUCCUAGUACUAUUAGCUGUAAUAAAGGCUUGUAUAUCUCUAA